Lolium perenne is the source of this 537-nucleotide messenger RNA. The record is from RefSeq and is a predicted model, not a curated record. NCBI's taxonomy places the organism in Eukaryota, Viridiplantae, Streptophyta, Magnoliopsida, Poales, Poaceae.
AUGGCCCGCCCAGGAUUUUUGCAAAAAGCUUCUAUACCUGGUUAUGUGUUCUUGGCCCAAUCUGCUAGAACUGGUAGAGCAAACACCAAGCAGACAGCUCCUCACAGCUAUUCAGGGCGGCCCAGAUCGGGUCUUGCCCCAACGCCCUGCCCAACUGAUACGAAAAAGACCCCAGCGCCCUGCCCACGAGCGAAGCCCGAAUCGAGCUUCGCUGCUCAUCCCGGCGAGCUCGCCCCGAAAACAGACCCCGCGGCUUCGGAAAAAAUCUCCGCUCAUCCCACUCCAGAGCCGAACCGUCACCCCCACUCCCUUCCAUCCCGAAGCCCCGAGCCGCACGCCCUCUCCUCCGCGUCGCCCAAAAAAUCGCCGUCGCCGCCUCCCUCGCCUCCCCCGCUUCCCCGAGACGCUGCCGACGCCCUCAAGAUCCCCCUGCUGCUCUCUGCCUCCCGCGAGACCCCGCCGCUCCUCCGUCGACGCCCUCGAGACCAGAUCAAUCCACAGCUCCGUCGAUCUGCAGCUCCCUCCGACAAUCCCUAG